Messenger RNA from Plenodomus lingam JN3, 123 nucleotides. The record is from RefSeq and is a predicted model, not a curated record. NCBI's taxonomy places the organism in Eukaryota, Fungi, Ascomycota, Dothideomycetes, Pleosporales, Leptosphaeriaceae.
AUGUCUUCUUUUCCCGGCAUUUUUUGGAACAGUGAAGAGGGCCUUGGGAAAGAGGGGAUAAGGAGUUGCGAUGGAGAUUGUAGUACUGAGGCAACCACGGGGAAAGACAUGCUGAUUGUCUAG